This is a messenger RNA of Panonychus citri (citrus red mite), 1789 nucleotides long. Its product is annotated as flavin-containing monooxygenase 5-like. Lineage: Eukaryota; Metazoa; Arthropoda; Arachnida; Trombidiformes; Tetranychidae. Bases 89 to 1657 code for a protein of 522 amino acids. The transcript is spliced from 3 exons. Gene Ontology annotation, molecular function: NADP binding; flavin adenine dinucleotide binding; N,N-dimethylaniline monooxygenase activity. The record is from RefSeq and is a predicted model, not a curated record.
AGACAAUUUUUUGUGCUUUAGUAUUUGUCUUGAUUGUUGGAGUGACAAGUUGAUUUUACUCAUUAGUGAUUUUUUAAUUGUAAUCAAAAUGGUUGCAAGUAAAUCAAUCGCCGUAAUUGGUGCCGGUGCCAGUGGAUUAACAGCAAUUAAACAGUGUGUUGAAAAUGGAUUAAGUGUAACAUGUUUUGAGAAGACUGAUUAUUUUGGUGGAUUGUGGCGAUACCAUGAGGACGAUGUCGACGAUGUGGCCUCCGUCACGAAGACAACGAUAAUCAACACCUCGAAAGAGCUAUCGGCUUUCUCGGAUUUCCCACCGCCGGACGAUUUCCCAAAUUUCAUGCACAAUCGGCUGAUGUUGAAAUAUUUUGAACUUUAUGCUGAGAAAUUUAAUCUCAAUGAUUAUAUUAAAUAUAAUCAUGAAGUGGUUUCAAUUUGUUUGGCAAAUGAUCAUGAACAAACUGGUCGAUGGCUGGUCAAGUAUAAAGAUGACCAGGGUGAUCAGAAGGAAGAUAUUUUUGAUGGUGUUAUGGUUUGUACUGGUCAUCAUGCUACAACUUAUGAACCCAAAUUUCCUGGUCAAGAAAAGUUCAAAGGUAAAAUAAUUCAUAGCCAUUCAUUUAAAAACGCUGAAAAAUAUUUGGAUCAAAAAGUUGUCGUCAUUGGGGUUGGUAAUUCUGGCCUUGAUAUCGCUACUGAAUUGGGACGAAUCGCCUCUCAGGUUUACCUUUCAACUCGACGAGGUACUUGGGUCGUAAAUAGAACCUUUAUCAAAGGUCUUCCAUAUGAUUUUUGCGUCAAUUCGAGGGUCAUAAAUAUAAUCGCCGCUUUUGCCGGUCGACCCUUGAACUACAUGAUGGAAACUUUGGCAGAAUUUUAUUUCGACCAUGAAGCUUAUGGACUUAAACCCGCUCAUCGUUUUAAUGGUCAACACCCUGCAGUCCAAGAUGAAUUAGCUAAUUCAAUAAUGUCCGGUAGAAUUAAAGUUCGAAAAAAUAUCAAAACUUUCACUGAGAACGGGGUCAUUUUUGAAGGUUCUGAUGAAGAGGUCGAAUGUGACACCGUUAUAAUGGCCACAGGAUAUAAAAUUGGUUUCCCGUUUAUUGAUCCAUCGAUUGUUGAUAUUGUGGACAAUCGAGUCGAACUGUUCAAAAAUGUAUUCAAUCCUCGACUAAAUCAUCCACACACUCUGGCGUUCAUUGGAUUGAUUCAACCACUUGGAGCAAUUUUCCCGAUCUCCGAAAUGCAGAGUCGCUGGUUCGCUGGACUAAUGACCGGUCAAUGUAAAUUACCAUCAAAGGAUAAAAUGUUAUCAACAAUUAAAAGUGACAACGAUGCUCGAGAUUCACUUUUCUAUCAAAGUCUUCGAAAUACUAUUGAAGUUCAUUGGAUACCUUAUAUGGAUGAAAUCGCUUCUUUUAUCGGUGUUAAGCCAAAUUUAACUAAAUUAGCGUUUACCGAUCCAUCGCUUUGGUACAAUUGUCUAUUCAAACCUUGUGCUUCUUAUCAAUAUCGUCUAAAUGGUCCAAAUUCGUGGACCGGAGCUCGACAAGCGAUCAUCGAUCUAGACAAACGCUUAUAUGCACCAUUGAGUUUAACCCAAAGUUCUGACAAGAACAUUUUCUCUGAGAAGAACAAGAAUGAAAUGUUCUACAAAUAACAACAGAACAAAUUCGAUCUUUAAUUGUUAUUAAAAACUUUUUGUUCUUUUUCACAUCUCAGAACCUUUUGAAUAUAUCGAAGAUUAAACGAAGAGAGAAACAAAAAUUUAAUAAAUAAUUUUCAACAAAAA